Messenger RNA from Penaeus monodon (black tiger shrimp), 4173 nucleotides. RefSeq lists its product as uncharacterized. Lineage: Eukaryota; Metazoa; Arthropoda; Malacostraca; Decapoda; Penaeidae. The record is from RefSeq and is a predicted model, not a curated record. Gene Ontology annotation, biological process: regulation of transcription by RNA polymerase II. The transcript is spliced from 9 exons. Gene Ontology annotation, molecular function: RNA polymerase II cis-regulatory region sequence-specific DNA binding; DNA-binding transcription factor activity, RNA polymerase II-specific. Bases 702 to 3071 code for a protein of 789 amino acids. Gene Ontology annotation, cellular component: nucleus.
CGCCGCGUUGGCACAUGUCUGACGCAACGCAGUCGUGUGUUUACGUCUAGGGAGGAGGAGGCGCGUCGAGACCUCCUUAUAUUUUCCCUAAUUUCUCCUACGUUUUCAGUAGAUGGACGACUUUUCGUGGAUGCGGAUGAAGAGCGGUGUUUGGUGAUUCAUUCUAACAUUUAGCAUCAGUGUGAAUUCCUCUGCGUCUGAGGGAACGGCCCAACCCACCUCCCUCUUACGUUCUUCCUUCGUCGGCGUUCGCGUGAGAAAGAGAGAGAGAGAGAGAGAGAGAAUAAAACGAGUUCUGGAACGUUACCACCAUGAAAGCGAGAUCGAGGCACCGGGCGGCGUCGAACAGGUGAACUGGCCUAAUUAGAGUCAGUCGCCGGUGAGCGCUUGUCUGGGUCGCACUGAGGGACGCCCCUCCGCUAUCUCUCUCUCUCCCACCACACACACACCUCCUUCCUCCCUCUUCUUUUCUCGCAUAUGUAUUGAGAGAGUGAUAAAGUGGUGAAUUAAGAGGAGAAAAUAGAAGAAAGAGAAAGAAAAAUAGAAGGAGGGAAAAGGCCAAAUAGAACGAUUUUUUUUAAUUGGAUUCACUACGGUGGCAUGUGUUGAGGGUCUCGGAUUCGUGUCGCUGGUAUUUUACGGAGAAAACUUUGGAUGAAGGGAAAUUCUAAGACGCUGGAUACAAAGAUAAACAGAUCAAGAUGUGUUCGACGGAUUUCGGGAUGUUAGACCUCCUGUUUGACAAGGACGACCCUGCUGUUAAGGGUAUGGAAGGCUUCAGGAACACGAUGUUCAGCAGCACAGACAAGCUAUCCGAUUGUGCUGACAUCAAGGAGGAGGUGCUGGAGUCAGGCACGAUUGAUUGGAAGAUGUCGAGCGACUGGGACGCGGACGAGCUGCUGCGCGCCGUGCUGGACGAGGGCGACGUGUCGUCCCCGAGGCUCAACCAGCAGACGCUCGACUCCAUCGGGUCCGUGGGCGGCUUCGGCAGCUGCUCCGCCCUCGCCACGCCCACGCUGCAGGGCCCCGGCGACAUGAGCGGCCUGGACGACGCCCUGGGCGAGCUGGUGGGGCUGCCCUUCCACGCCGUCCUCGACUCGGGGGCCUCCGACUCGGGCAUGUCCAGCGACUCCUCCUUGGACCAGCAGCUGUCCCCCCUCUCGGGCUACUCCAUGUCCUCCCCGGGCUCCCUCGCCGACGUAGGCUUGGGGCUAGGCCUACCUUCCCCCGAGGCCGCCCUGGACGCCACCUCCGACGUGUCCUCGACGAGUGACCUGGGUUCGCUGGGCUCCGCGUCGCCGCACAGUAGCACCAUGCUGGCCCCGCCCUGUAGCCCCGAGGCUAUCCUCGGCCUGGAGGAUUUCAUGCAGUCGGAUUCGGGCAUCUCGUCUCCCGUGCCCGACUUCGUGAACCCGCCCGCCGUCAGCCUCCCCGCCGUCAGCCUCCCCGCCGUCAGCUCUCCCGCCGUCUGCCUCUCCUCCGCCGUCAGCUCCCCCGCCGUCGUCAGCUCCCCCGCCGUCAGCCCGCCCUCCGUCGCCGCCAUCAGCGCGGCGCCCACCAUCUUCACGCACGCCCCCGUCAGCGUCAAGACGAGCUGUGCGACCGCCACCGUCUCCGCCACCCCGACGGCGACGCAGCAGGUGAGCGCGACGACGGCGGCGCCCAUCCUGCGGACCGUGACGGUGCCGGCGGGCGCGGGCGGCGUGAACUCCGUGGGCGGGCAGACCAUCGUGGUGACGCAGGCGAACAAGGGCGGCGCGCCCACCGCCCAGCUGCUGCGGAGCGGCACGGUGCUGAAGGCGGGCGCGCAGACCUCGCGCUCCAUCCUCCUGCCCGUCACCGUCAAGGACCUCAACCAGGUGCGCACCAUCAAGAUCAUCAGCACGGGCGGCAGCGGGGGCGUGGCCGGGCGGGGCGUACGCACCGUGGUGUCCACCGUGCGCCCCCCCGCCACCCCGUCCUCGGCGCUGAGCAGCCAGUCGAUCCGCACGGCGCUGCUCGGCACCGUGCGCGGCCAGGACUCCAAGUCGCUGCUGAAGGGCCCCGCGGCGCCCACGGUGCUCACCGCCUCGGCCCGCCCGUCCGCCGCCCUCGCCGCGCACACGUCGCCCCCCAGGAUCAAGGUCGAGCCCGACGAGGACGACGGCGACGACGAGGACGACGAUGAUAUCCCCAGGAAUUCGUUCCAGCAGCUGACCCUCUCCGAUGAGGAGAAGCGCCUUUUGAAAAAGGAAGGGAUCCAGUUGCCUUCGCACUACCCGCUGACCAAGCAGGAGGAGAGAGAGUUGAAACGCAUCAGGCGCAAGAUCAGAAACAAGAUCUCCGCUCAGGAUUCCAGGAAACGCAAGAAAGAAUACAUUGACGGACUGGAAGACAGAGUGAAGGCCUGCACGGAGGAGAACCAGCAGCUCCAGAAACGCAUCAGAACCCUCGAGGCCCAGAACGAGUCCUUGCUGGUGCAGAUGAGACGGUUCCAGAGCGUGCUGACGGGUGGCGGAAACAGCGGCCGAUCACAGGUCAAUGCCUCCACGGCACUCAUGAUGCUGAUUUUGUCAGCGGCGCUCUUCAUCGUGCCCUCAGUCAGACAGGACGCUGCCGGGUCUGAGAGCGACCUUUCACUGCCUGCGUCAAAGAUGCCAUCAGCAGGUCAUUCCCGCAGUCUCCUGGAGGCUGGCAAUGGCGGCCUCGUACCUGGUGCUCUGGAUGUGUUGGAAGGUGUUGAUGAUGAUCUCCCUGCUGACCUGGACAGCCCACAGGUUCUGGCCCUGACUGACCACGACUACACUCCAGUGGCCAAGCGCCAGCGCACCAACUCCAAGGGAAUCAACUACUAUGUUCCACCCCUAGAUGACAUAGGACCCCAGAACGGAAAAGUGGACGCUGGCGGAGGGUUCCCCCCCGACGACAGCUCGGGCACAAAGCUGGCUGCAAGGAUAGUAGACGCGAUGGUGGAGCACGCGACGAACAACUACUCGGACCCAGGAGGGCAGCACGGCAACAAAGCCCAGGCUGUUGUGGUCAGUCUUGGCCAGGGGAAGAAGAGGCUGCGGGACGAUCUGGAGUUGGAGUGAGGUGUUUUCUUUAAGCACUGAGGGUGCAUUCAUUCUUUUGCAUAAUAAGGAGAUGAUUUGCCUCAGGUUGGUGUGACUUCAUGGCUAAAGUUGCAUCUCUUUGAAUGGCCCUGUGCUGGGUGGGGGGACCUACCACGGCGGCAGAGGCUGCCACUACCCUGAAGCCCCGUCCCUGGAGUCCUCUGGGUUGCACGGACAAAGCCAUCUUCCCUUUCAACGUGUACUGGAGGCUGUGCUAGCAUUACAAUAGUAAGAUUCAAUGAAGCUAAACAAUUUUAAUUUAAUAAUUUCGAGAGGUUUAGGCUGGUGGGAGAUGGCAGGCUUCUGCAGACUUGUGGUAACAUUGUUUAAGCUGCACUGUGUGUGUGGGUGGUGCAUUCAUGUAGUAUAGUCGGGUGAACAGCUGGAACCAGUCGUUGUGGGGCCUCGAGCUGAUGCCCUGCUCAUCCAAGAAGGGAAUAAGGGGUUUAUGUUCAUUAUGCCAUAUGGGUUUGCUUUGCUGUUAUGUUACUAAAGAAUAUUUCUUAAAGAUUAUUGUAAGAUUAUCUAUUAAGAAAUCCUGUUUCUUUUUAGACUUAUAAGAGGUACAACUUUGGAGAACUUUAAGAUAAUUUAGUGUUUCCAAACAUUAGUGGCUUUGUCGUGUGGAUGAUGAAGUCCACAGCAUUCUUCACAUUAAGCUCUUGCAGUGUUAUCUUACGAUCAUCAUCUCUUGUUCUCACGAAGGAGUCAAAGGACUAAGAGUUUAAUUAUACUUUUUAACUCCUCGGUUAAAUGAUAAAACACUGAUAUUCAAAAGGUUGGGUGCAAAGAUUAUGUUCAAAUAUAUUUCAAUGUGCUUAAUUUUGAAAUAUAUAUAGAGAUAUAUAUAAUUUUUUUUUUUCUGGUUUUCUUUUACACAUUUGUAUUCGGUGGCGAUAAACACGGAAUACUCUUUCUUCGACUGAUUGUUAUGGACCAAUGCAAUAUUUUUUUUUUUAUAUAUAUAUAAAUCAUUUCAUUUCAUUAUUUGUUAGUAGAAUGGAAGUCAUAUCACUGUCAUUUGAUCAUUUUUUGUAGAUAAAAUUAUAAAAUGAAGAAAGAAAUAUAUUUUAAGGCAAAC